Molecule: messenger RNA, 1999 nt
Organism: Adelges cooleyi (spruce gall adelgid)
Lineage: Eukaryota; Metazoa; Arthropoda; Insecta; Hemiptera; Adelgidae
Product: BTB/POZ domain-containing protein 17-like
Exons: 9
Coding region: 245-1846 (533 amino acids)
Molecular function (GO): protein binding
Source: RefSeq, a predicted model, not a curated record
CCUAUGACCGAAUGCCCAUUUAACCCCGGGGUUUUAUCUAUUCCGUGAUAUUACUAUACAAGAUAAUGUUAGGCAUUUGCAAUUGGUGUUUACUGUUCAGACUUCAGAUCACGUAUUCGUGGUUUAAAAAUUAGACCCGUAAGAUGUUUAAUGUUUAUAUUAAAUACAAAUGAAUAGGGCUUAAGACAAAAAAAAUACUGACUUAUUGUUCGUGUUUCCACAAUUUCUUUUGGUUUUUUUGGGUAUGAAGCGUCGAAGAAUGUCAGUUGAAUGUGAAAUGGAUCAUUCAUAUGCAAUGCCAAACAUUAACGAUAACUCAAAUACUUUACUAAAAAAAAUACAACACGUCUAUGAAAACAAAUUAUUAAAUGACAUUACACUAGUAGUCGGAGGAAUACCAUAUCCUGCUCAUCGUUUUAUGUUAUGCAUAUCCAGUGAUGUGUUUGAGACUAUGCUUAUGAAUACAAAAUGGAGUGACUCUUAUCAAGAAGUCAUAGAAUUGCAAGAGGUACCACAGUGUAUUGAAGUAUUCCCUGUUUUCUUACAAUACUUUUAUACUGGUGUAAUAACACUUGAACAGUCAAAUAUUAUGCCAAUGUUAGUGUUAGCUGACAAAUAUAAUGUUAAGGAUCUUACUUCACUCUGUGUAGAGUAUAUGUGUGACCAUAUAGCUGAUGCUGCUGAUCAAGGUCAACUUGUCACAUGGUUUCAGUACGUUCUAUCGUUAAAUCAACCCACUACUAUCAGUGCUUCAUACUAUUGUAAAAUUUGGCAAGAUAGUGAAUGCAUGAAUAUAAAGAGUCCAUGGAAUAAACUACUUAAAGCUUGUAGAAAUUAUAUCAAGUGGAAUCUUGACUCGUGUACAAAAUGUUUCAAUACAUUUCAGUGUGAUGUUUUAGUAGGUCUAUUACAGCAAUCAGAUGUUGUUGUACAUGACGAAAUGCAACUUUUUGGGUGUGUUGCAUCUUGGUUGAACUAUCAAUCAGCUGAAAAACAAAUUGAAUGUAAUGAUCCUGAUGCAAUUGAUGAUUAUAUGAGCUCUCUAACUGAACAUGUUAUGUCUUAUAUAAGGUAUCCAAUGAUACUUCCUAGACAAAUGGCACAGCUCUUGAUGCUAUCUAUCGUCAAACAAAAUAAAGAUUUUUUUGUUGACAAGAUGGCAGCAGCAAUGGAGUAUACUUUGGUAAAGUAUGAAAAAAAAUUGAAUGCUACUUUUGGAGACCAUGUGCUUGAAUGUACACCAAGGUUGUAUACAAGUGAACGUUGGGGCAAUUCGUUCAGAGUUCGGACAAAAACUAUUCUAAACUAUCAGUCUAUUAAACGUGAUAUUGUUACAUCUAAUAAUCUUUUUGAUCGUGAACAAGAACAAAAUGAAGAAUCUAUGUGGGAAAUUGAAUUAUACUUAAAAGGAAUAUGUUUUGGAAAGUCAUUGUUGAUAACAUGGCGUGGAUCUGUAGAGUUACCCGAAGUUAUAAUUAAGACUGUUCGUGCUACUGUCAAGUUGAAAUUGCCAAGUGAUGAAAUUGGAAAAAUUUCACGGCAUGUUAGAGUUGCUAUUUUAGUAUAUGCUGUCCAAAAUAAAAUUCCCCAUGUUGUUACUGUUGUACAAAAAGUUGCAUCAUUUGACAAUAGCCAAAAUAUGAUAACAAUAGACGAUUUAAUGAAUUUUGAAGCCAUUAAUUCUCUUACGACUGACGAAGAAAUGAUACAUGUAAAUGACACUAAUGUCUCAUAUUAUAUGCCUGGUCGUCCUAUACCAUUAAAGUUUCAUGUUAUUAUUACACCAAUUGUAUCCGGUUUGACAGAUACUCAUAUUGGUACCAGAAUUCAACAUGUACAUUUUUAGUAACAUUUGACUUUAUAUCAUUUAUUUUUAAAUAUCUGUGAUAAUUAUAUUUUAUUAUAAAUACUAUUUAGUUGUAGUUUAAAUCUUUAGAAGUCCUAAUUUUCUUUUUUCAAUAUUUGUAAUAUAUUAAAAAUAAAGACUGUUUCAUUUAAA